ACCAGAAGUCUGCCUACAGACAGAAAGAUGGCAUUUAACGGUACUUGGAAAAUAGAGAAAAAUGAGAACUAUGAAAAAUUCAUGGAAGCAAUGGGCGUGAAUGUGAUGAAAAGAAAGUUAGGAGCCCACGAUAAUCUGAAGCUCACUAUUCAGCAAGAUGGAAACAAAUUUCUUGUCAAGGAAUCAAGCAACUUCCGUACCAUCGACAUCGAAUUCACUCUGGGAGUCAGCUUUGAAUACAGUCUGGCUGACGGGACUGAACUUUCAGGCUCUUGGAACCUGGAAGGAAAUAAACUCGUAGGAACGUUUACUAGAAAAGAUAAUGGAAAAGUACUCACAGCAUACAGAGAAAUUGUAGGCAGUGAACUCAUACAGACCUACGUGUACGAAGGAGUUGAAGCCAAGAGAAUCUUCAAAAAGGAGUAAAUACUUUACCCAGAAAAGCACUGGAAUCAAAAUCCUAUU
This is a messenger RNA of Gallus gallus (chicken), 465 nucleotides long. RefSeq names its product fatty acid binding protein 2 (gene FABP2). Gene Ontology annotation, biological process: fatty acid transport. Gene Ontology annotation, cellular component: cytosol; nucleus. The record is from RefSeq and is marked provisional. Bases 28 to 426 code for a protein of 132 amino acids. Lineage: Eukaryota; Metazoa; Chordata; Aves; Galliformes; Phasianidae. The transcript is spliced from 4 exons. Gene Ontology annotation, molecular function: fatty acid binding.